GAAUACUCUCCAGACCCUCCUAAGGGUGCUGAUGUUUAACUUUAUUGAUUCAAGUGUUAUAAAAAUUUAAUAGUCUUGGGCCUGACAUUUUGCACAGUUCUAUACGCUGGUUGUCACUGUUCUGGAAACACUGGUUUAUGUGCCUUUUAAAAGGGGGUCACUAGAUGAGCUAAUUUUGUAUCAUCGUAGUUUACCUCCCUUUGUUUAAUCCUUUUCUUGUAUUCUUUGGCUGUGGGUUGGACCUUGAGUCUGAUAAUCUAUAAUGGUAAUCCAGACAUGGUUGAGCAGCUGUGCAAGGCAAAUGUACCGUAUCAUAUUAAAAAAUGUCACCCUUAUUUUGAAGGCAGGUCGGUAGUCCGCCCUCUUUUGUUCUGUGCUCUUCAUUUUUUCGAUUUACCGUCAAGUUUGGGCUGCCUGCUGUAAGCCUUGUUGGAACAAAGUGGAAUUUCUUCCAGAAUCCUAUCCGGUGACACGCCUAAAUUGGCCAUUUCGCCUCUGGGUCGAGAUGAGGGAUAUCAGAGCUAGCUGCCGUUCAAGCUAGCAGUAGCAACCGGCCGACGUCGAUGAAGGUACGGCAGGGAUGUAAACUCUGGAGAAGCUUGCCGAACAAUAACGUUGCCUUCAUGACAUUGGAGACAUCAAUCCGACGUAUACUUCCGCAUUCAAUUGACCUGAACGGCAAGUGUUGCGGAACCAAUAUCGGGAGAGGAGCGUUCGCUAAUUUCAUUCGUUUUAAACAAGAUAAAAGUAUUUUUGACAAUUCCUGGAGAAACCAUGGCAUCUGUGGUAGGAAGAGCAUGGGGCUGGCUGCGCUCUUGGAGGAGCAAUGGCCUGCCGGAUCCAACUAAAGUUGAGGACCAAAAGCUGAAUGGCUCCAGUGGAAGUACCGGUGAUACAAGAGGAUUAGGUCGACAGAAUACUCCAGGAGAGGAUGAGUACUGGGAAGCUCAGGAGAAGCUACAACCUUUGGAAAUUGAAGAUCUCGGCGCCGGGAAACAAGAGUCGGAGACCGCCGUCGAACGCCUUCCGAGAUGGUGGAAUAAAUAUCUCCCUACGUCUUUCUUACCAUGGUCAAGAAAAGCACAGCCGACCGGAGCCAAGCAUCCGAAACAUCACGGCAAGAGUGGCGACGGGGAAUUUGACGGGGACUUUUCAGACUACGGCACACCUCCUCCUUCACCGACGCCAGGUUCCCAGCUGCCGUCGCCCUUUCGACUGUUUGUCCACAGCUGGAAUGUGGAAUUGUUUCCGGAGCACUACGAGAUCUGCUUUAACUUCCUCCGCCAUCUCUUCGACCUGUUCGUGGUGGGAUUCCUCUGGAUCGUGUCGCCCCCCGUCAAGCUGAUCCUAGAAAUUCUGGGGAUCCAGGGACCGCUCAGGCUCUGGCUACACGGCAUGGCCAUGUUUUUUGUAUCCACGGUGGGAAUGGCCGGACUCCUCUGGCUGAUCCAAGAGCAUCUCCCGGAGUUUGCUUUUAUCUACGGUAUCGUGCAAGCAUUAGUGAUCUCUGUCAGCCUAAAAAAGAGUGUUCUCCUUGGAUUGGAUGACGAAAACUCACAAGUGGAGGAGGAGGAGAACAGAGAAGUUGAGGUGACGGAUGAAGAUGGGAAAGAAAUGUUUUGCGCAAGUGGCAAAAUGAAGACAAGUUAAGCUUGGGUCUGUGCGUCUACUGGUGAUUGAGGAUGUGGAGGCUAUCUCCUCUUCUGAGACUCCCAAGGGGACCAUCCGCCAGACUGUGUUCCAGCAAGCCUUCCGAACGACCUGCCUCCAAGUCAACCUGUCCAUCUCGUCUUCAAAGUGAGAAACAGAGGCGGAAAAAACAGAGGGAGAAGGCCAUUCUAUCACCUCAAUACACUACUGCUGAAGAGGACAUUUUAAAAUGGAGCGAGAAGGAACGAAUUCUCUACACGGCACACACACCGCCUGGAGCAAAGAAAGACACAAACCUGCCAUUCCCAUCUGCGUACAGCCCAGAUUUUGUGGAAUCCGCAUGGUAUCAGUGGUGGGAAAAGGAAGGAUUCUUCAGCCCCGAGCACCAUGAUGUUCAAAAAUCAUCUCAUGCUGUAGAUCAGAACUUCUCUUUGUGCAUCCCACCGCCGAACGUGACCGGGACUCUGCAUCUGGGCCACGCCCUAACUGUGGCAAUAGAAGACGCUUUGGUUCGAUGGAAAAGGAUGCGGGGCCACAGAGUACUAUGGGUUCCUGGCUGUGACCAUGCUGGUAUAGCAACACAGAGCGUGGUGGAGAGGAUGCUGCUUCGAGAACAAGGGAAGCACAGGCAAGACUUGACAAGAGAAGAAUUUUUGCAGGAAGCUUGGAAAUGGAAAAACCUGAAAGGAGAUGAGAUAUAUCAACAGCUAAGAAAACUUGGUGCUUCCUUAGACUGGAGUAGAGCCUGUUUUACCAUGGAUAAAAAUUUCAGUGAAGCAGUAACGGAGGCCUUCGUCCGCCUGUGCGACGCCGGUCUGAUCUAUCGUUCGGAGGGUCUGGUCAACUGGAGCUGUGCUUUGGAGUCCGCCAUUUCAGACAUAGAGGUGGAUUCCAAGGAACUAUCCGGGAAAACUAUGCUGUCUGUACCUGGUUAUGAAGAAAAAGUGGAGUUUGGAACCAUGCUCACCUUUGCCUAUCCAAUAGAUGGUCACGGUGGAGAGAUAAUGGUUUCAACAACUCGUCCGGAGACUAUGCUGGGAGACGUUGCUGUCGCUGUUCACCCCGAUGACCCUCGAUACCUGGAUUUUCAUGGAAAGAAAUGCCGCCACCCCUUCAAUGACAGACUGCUCCCGAUCGUCACUGAUGAAACUGUCGACGUGGAGCUCGGCACAGGUGCAGUGAAAGUUACUCCUGCUCACGACCGCAACGACUUUUUACUCUCACAGAGACACGCUUUGCCUUGCGUCACUGUAAUUGGAGGAGAUGGGAAGAUGACGUCGUUCUGUGGACAAUGGCUAGAGGGAGUGAAGCGUUUUGAUGCCAGACGGCUGGUAGUAGACGCUCUGGUUGAAAAAAAGCUAUUCAGAGGAAAGAAGGAGCAUGCCAUGACCCUACCUAUUUGCAGCCGCUCGGGGGAUGUCAUCGAACCUCUUUUAAAGAAGCAAUGGUUUGUUCGCUGUCAAGGAAUGGCUCAAAAAGCUAUACAGGCUGUGGAGGAUGGUCAGCUGGAAAUCAUCCCUCACUUUUACAGCAAAACAUGGAAGAACUGGCUAUCCAACGUUAGCGAUUGGUGCAUUUCCAGGCAGCUGUGGUGGGGGCAUCAGAUCCCUGCUUACAGAGUGGACUUUCCUCAUUCCGCUGACGACAGACGAGAGGAGCGGUGGGUGUGGGGAAUGAACGAGGAUGAGGCUCGUCGCAGAGCUUCGCUCAAAUACGGAGUGAAACCACAAGACGUCAUUUUGACUCGGGACUCCGAUGUUCUGGAUACCUGGUUCUCCUCUGCGCUGUUUCCUUUCGCCAUGCUGGGCUGGCCUCAACAGACGAAAGAUUUUCAGCGAUUCUACCCAAAUUCCAUCCUGGAGACGGGCAGUGACCUUCUCUUCUUUUGGGUGGCCAGGAUGGUCAUGCUGGGUACAGAGCUAACGGGCAAGUUGCCGUUCAAACAGGUUCUGCUUCACUCUCUCGUGAGGGAUAAACAUGGUAGAAAAAUGAGUAAAUCCCUGGGAAACGUGAUCGACCCCUUGGAUGUUACAAAUGGAGUCUCCUUGGAGAUGCUCCAACGGAAAAUUAAGGAGGGGAACCUUGACCCCAGAGAGCAAACGGUUGCCACGGAAGCUCAGAGGAAAGACUUUCCGAACGGGAUCCCUCAGUGUGGGACUGACGCUCUCAGAUUUGCCCUUUGCUCUCACAAAAUGACGGGAGAAGACAUCAGUCUAUCUGUCUCUCAGGUCCUGAGCUGUAGACAUUUCUGUAAUAAAAUAUGGCAGACGCUGAGAUUUACUUUGGGCGUUCUGGGUGACAACACGACACCAAUGGGGACGCUGGAGGAGACAUCUGAUUUGAGCAGCAUGGAUGGAUGGAUCUGCUCCCGACUGUACAGGACAGUGGCACAAGUAGAGAAGGCCUUUGAGGAAUACGAGCUGCAUACUGUCACUGCUGCUUUGUACUCUUUCUGGGUACACAACCUGUGCGAUGUCUAUAUGGAGAGUGUGAAACCUGUACUACUUCAGCAAAACCAAGGAACGCCGUCCGGCGGCAAAGCGAGAGCCACGGCAAGUGUUGUCCUGUAUCACUGUGUAUCUGUGUCUCUGGCCCUCCUCUCGCCCAUCAUGCCAUUCCUGACUGAAGAGCUGUGGCAGAGACUCCAGCCAUUCAGACCUGAAAGUCAAGCCCAGAAGAGCCUUUGUCUUCAGCCUUACCCCCGCUCUUCUCAACUGAAACACUGGCAUUUCCCAGAAGAGGAAGAGGCUUUUCUCCUGGUCCAGGAAGUGAUCCGGGUGGCACGCUCCCUUAGGGCACAAUGCGGUUUGACCAAAGAAAAGCCUGAAAUGUGGGCGGUAUGUUCACCUAAUCAGUCCCAGAUUCUCCUUCACUUUGGAUCUGCCGUUUGGACUUUGAGCCGAGUCUCCCGCAUCAACAUCCACUGUCCUGAAGCGCCUCUCUCCACGGCCCCGCCCGAAGGCUGCCUCGUCGGUGUUGUGGACCACACGUGUCAGCUGCACCUUCCUCUUCAGAGUGCUGUGAAAAUUGACAAACAAAUAGCCCAGCUCACCCGACGUAAAAGCAAGCUGGUCUCCAAGCUGAACGAGAGCCUCUCCAAAAUCCAAUCGCCAGACUUCCCGACAAAGGUCCCGGCACACAUCAGGCAACAGAUGGAGAGUAAGACGUCAGCCUUUCGAGCAGAGUUGAAGACUAUUGAAGAUCAGCUGAAAGCGCUGCAAAUGACGGCGACUCCCACAAGCGAUUCUAAUAAUGAGCUCGAUCAGUGUCGCACACACAGUUCCUAAGGGCGCAUCCUUUUAAAACAAGAAAAUCAUGACAUCAUAGGAAAAUGAACUGUAAUGAAUUAUAUAUACCUUGUGAGUAUCAAAUCCCAGAUUAGUAUGAUUGUAUGUGUGUGAUGUGUACAACAGAUAUGUUUGCAUUAUUAUUAUUAAUAUUUGGAUUGUAUGUGAAGACUGUGCACAUUGGCAGUUGCUGUCAGACGGCAUUUCCUCCUCAAUGGUAUUUUUUUCUUAGCACCGUUCAAAAGUUUGGGGUCACUUCGAAAUUUCCUCCUUUUUGAAAGAAAAGCACAGUUUUUUUUCAAUGGAAAGAACAUUAAUCAGAAAAACACUAGGGUACAUAUAUGAAAAAGACUCCUUGAUGUCUGCCAUUUCUGCAUCGCGAUCCUUGUUAUAUUACCAUGUUUCACCCAUAAAAUCCCCAAAAAAUCCAGCUGUGGUGAUUCACAGCUGUGUCUUGAAACUCAGUGGUACAUGCAACAUAGUUUUUUGGAUCAAAACAAAGUACGUACGGGAUAAUAUCUUGUUAAAGUCAUGGCAUCUUUAAUUCUGCUCUUCAACCCAUAAGCGGAUUUUAAGGGAGGGCCGGGGAAGCCAGCCCCCCCCCCCUCCCCACCCCCGGUGGCCGAAAAGUGCCAUUGCUUGAAAUUGGCUUUCCUGUAUAUAUAAAAGUUGUAAAGCAAUAAAACCGCAACAAAAAUGAAUGAAAUGAACACAAAAAAAAAUGAUUGGGUCAAAAUUAUUUUUCGAACAGAUCAUUUGACUAGCAGCUUAGACGGUCAUUUACUUUGCAUAUAAUUUUCAACAACAACAAAAAAUAGAGGGAGGGCAAUUUUAUUUUUCAAAUGAUUUUUUUCUUUGAUUGAUUAAAUGACUUAGACACAAAUAUCCUACCCAUAAUAUGGGCCAAACAUAAAAAGGAUUGUUUCAAUCAAAGCAAAUUUUUUAAUGCCAAAUAUUUUUUGCAUUCAAAAACGUUUUCUAUGAUUGAAAUUUUUCGAAAUCGAAAAAUAACUUUCACACAUUUCAAAUUUAUUUUUGCAUUCAAACACAUUUUUUUUUUUUUUGAUUGAAGCGACUUGUUUUGAUUGAAUAAUAAAGACACAAAUCUACCUCCAUAUGGCUUCACCCAGGGGAUACAAUUUUUGACUUGGGUAACCACAUUGGCACAACACCGGCGGGCGUACCAUAUUCAAUGGGUGACGAUCUUGGUAAAAAGUAUUGCCUAAGCAGCCUGAUUUAGAAUUCCCCUCAAGAAUGAUGGGAAACGAAAAACGCUUAUUGUAAACUUAUUAUUAUAAAUAUUUUUGUAAGUUAAUUUUAUUGCUGACACUGCGUUUCGGGGUCAUCAAAAUGUUGUGCCCCCCACUGUCCAAAAAGUCAAACUCCGCCUAUGCUCUCACCUCCAGUUAGGGUUUUGCUGUUUUAUUUAUUUAUUUUUUUAAAUGCCCUCCUGUUCAAAAAUUUCUUCCCCCAGAAAUUUAGAUUUUAAGCUUUCCAAUGAUGUAUCACACGUGCAUAUUGGACAGUUUUGAAAGUUGGCCAAAUUGGGGAUCCUAGAG
Messenger RNA from Corythoichthys intestinalis (scribbled pipefish), 6496 nucleotides. RefSeq names its product valyl-tRNA synthetase 2, mitochondrial (gene vars2). The transcript has 32 exons. Gene Ontology annotation, molecular function: ATP binding; valine-tRNA ligase activity; aminoacyl-tRNA deacylase activity. The record is from RefSeq and is a predicted model, not a curated record. Gene Ontology annotation, cellular component: cytosol. Gene Ontology annotation, biological process: valyl-tRNA aminoacylation. Bases 1683 to 4937 code for a protein of 1084 amino acids. NCBI's taxonomy places the organism in Eukaryota, Metazoa, Chordata, Actinopteri, Syngnathiformes, Syngnathidae.